UUUUCUCUCCUUCUCCAAGAUGGCGGCGGUCGGCUGCGCGGAGGCGGGAUCCGGGCCAUCCGAGUGAAGACCUGGUCCUGUAGACGGGAAGGCGCCUGGACACAGACACAUUCUCAAAGGCCCCGCAGGACCGCCAUGGCUUAUGAUGACGCCGUGAAGAAAGAAGAUUGUUUUGAUGGUGACCACAGCUUUGAGGACAUAGGACUAGCAGCCGGCCGAAGCCAACGAGAAAAGAAGCGGUCUUACAAAGAUUUUUUAAGGGAAGAGGAAGAAAUCGCUGCUCAGGUCAGGAAUUCUUCCAAGAAGAAGUUGAAGGACAGCGACCUCUACUCCUUGGGGACGGACGCGCACAAGAAGAAGAGGAAGCGCUCCUCCGAUGAUUACUACUAUGGAGAUCUUUCGUCUUUGGAAUCGUCACAGAAGAAAAAGAAAAAGUCCAGCCCACAAGCUGCCGAUACAGCUAUGGACCUGUUGAAAGCGAUCACUUCCCCGCUGGCAACGGGGUCCAAACCCUCCAAGAGGACAGGGGAGAAAUCCUCUAGUUCUUCGAGCCAUUCGGAGAGCAGGAAGGAGCACCACAGGAAGAAAGGCGGCGGCGGCGGCGGCGGCGGGGAGCUGUCCGCGGAGGACGGCGGCUCCCACCGGUCCAAGAAAAUGAAGCCGCUCUGUGUGAACACCGAGACCCUGACCCUCCGUGAGCCUGACGGGCUGAAGAUGAAGCUCAUUCUCUCCCCAAAGGAGAAGGGAAGCAGCGCAGCGGAUGAGGAGUCGUUUCAGUACCCCUCCCAGCAGGCCUCUGCUAAAAAGUCCUCCAAGAAAUCCGCUCGGGAUGAGCAAGGUGCUUUAGUCCUGGGACACGAGUUACAGAGCUUCCUGAAGACGGCCCGGAAGAAGCACAAGUCAUCCUCGGACCCACGCUCGUCUCCCGGCCCUGAAGGCUGCGGGUCUGACGCCCCCCAGUUCCCAGAACCCCGCAGUGCUAACCUGGAUCUCUCGGGGCUUGAACCUAUCCUAGUAGAAUCGGACUCAUCCUCGGGAGGGGAGCUGGAGGCUGGCGAGCUAGUGAUCGAUGACUCUUACCGGGAAGUCAAGAAGAAAAAGAAAUCAAAGAAGAGCAAAAAGAAGAAGGACAAGGAGAGGCAUAAAGAGAAGCGUCACUCCAAGUCCAAGAGAAGUUCAGGACUUUCUGCUGCAGUGGCGGGAGAAGUCGCGGUGACCCCCGGGCCUCCUCCCAGCACCCCCUACGCUGGAGCAGCUGCCCCUCCCCCACCACUUCCCAGCCUCCACACGGACGGACACAGUGAGAAAAAAAAGAAAAAAGAAGAAAAGGAUAGAGAGAGAGAAAGAGGAGAAAAGCCAAAAAAGAAGAACAUGUCGGCCUACCAGGUGUUCUGUAAAGAGUAUCGAGUGACCAUUGUGGCUGACCACCCAGGCAUAGAUUUUGGGGAACUUAGUAAGAAACUGGCUGAGGUGUGGAAGCAAUUGCCAGAAAAGGACAAACUGAUUUGGAAGCAAAAAGCUCAGUAUCUGCAACACAAACAGAAUAAAGCAGAAGCUACAACUGUGAAAAGAAAAGCAUCCAGCUCGGAAGGUUCCAUGAAAGUAAAAGCUUCCUCUACAGGAGUACUGUCACCCCAAAAGAAGUCCCCACCCACCACCAUGCUAUUACCAGCCUCGCCAGCCAAAGCCCCCGAGACAGAGCCCAUUGACGUUGCUGCUCAUCUACAGCUGCUGGGCGAGUCCCUCAGCCUCAUCGGACACCGCCUGCAGGAGACAGAGGGUAUGGUGGCCGUGUCCGGCAGUCUGUCCGUGCUUCUGGAUUCCAUUAUCUGUGCGCUUGGCCCCUUGGCGUGUCUGACCACACAACUACCUGAACUGAACGGCUGUCCCAAACAGGUCUUGUCAAACACACUAGACAACAUCGCUUACAUCAUGCCUGGACUGUGACAGCAGAGAAUCCUGGGACAGGAACCUUGUCCUACCCCAUUGCUGGUGUGUGCACAUGGGACUGUUCCAGAGCUCUUCGCUGGCUGCUGGGUGUGGGUUUUAAAUUUUUAUAUACAUAUACAUAUAUAUAUAUAAUGUACAAUAUAUACAUAGGACUGUAACUACUUUGUUUUUAAUAAUCUUAUGAAAUGGCAAAGGUUUAGCCAAGAGGAAGCCUUGGCAUGAAUGUGGGCUUAGGAUUCUUUUUUCUCCUGUGGUGGAUAAAUCUGCCUUAAAAAUCAAUGUAACGUGGGGGCUGGGGGCUUGUUCUGGGUGCCAAGUGCAUCUCUAUAUGGACAGCUCAAAUGUGAUUUUCUUUCCAAGCUCAGUUGUACCUCCAGACCCAUCACCGACCAUUUGCCUUACCUGUCUCACAGUCUGAGAUGUAGUAAUUAAGAUUAUGGGAAGAUGCCAGUUGACUGAAAGUGCAAAAGCUUUCAGCUUGAAGCGUCUUAGGUGGGAGAUGAUAAAAUCAUUCCCAUCUUUGAGUUAUUGCAGUGGCUUAGGUGAACCUAGUGGGGGGUUCCUUCCACUCCCCGCUGUACAGGAGUCCAUGUCUCAAGAUGUGUUGCAAUCAUUGGCAGCCUCAGUAGGGGCCAAGGAGCUCUGUGAGCCCUGACAGCGUGAACUCCCUGAAGAGCGGGAAGCUGUCGAUGCUGGCAGCUCACGCGUUGUGAGCUGGUCCCGAGUCUUUGGCCUACAGAAUGAAGAGCUGGUAUCUUCCCUCGGCAGCGUUCGCUUAGCCACCAGGUCCUCACAGGUUCUGCUUAGUUGUUUGGUGGCUGUGGAAGAUGAACUUCGCCCAGCGGGAUUGUCGGGUGCAUCUUUUUGGCUCCCCUGGUGGGCAGAUACACCGUGUUCUGCAUUCCACACAUAAGUGAAUUGCAAAAAAAGUAGUUGAUUCUCAUGUAGGUUUAUUUAUGUGCGCGUGUGAAUGUGCGUUUUAAUUAUGUGUAUUUAACUCUUUAAAAUCUCUUGGAUUUUAAUUUAUCCUGUAAAUUUCUGUAUAUAUAAUUUAAUAACAAAGCCUCCACCAGCAACAGCAUGUGGAAGAUACAGAUGUUAGUGUUUCCUCCCUUCCUCCCCCGACCUCCUCUGGCAACUCCAAUCAUCUGCAUUUUAAGGUGUUGUGCCUCAGAAAGGAAUCAUUAUGUCAGGAUACUAAUUCUUUAUCAUUGAAUAAUG
This is a messenger RNA of Phyllostomus discolor (pale spear-nosed bat), 3171 nucleotides long. RefSeq names its product HMG-box containing 4 (gene HMGXB4). The record is from RefSeq and is a predicted model, not a curated record. Bases 136 to 1947 code for a protein of 603 amino acids. NCBI's taxonomy places the organism in Eukaryota, Metazoa, Chordata, Mammalia, Chiroptera, Phyllostomidae. The transcript is spliced from 11 exons.